AAAACUUGAGUUCAUUUAUAUUCGAACCAAUGAGAUGCUAUGACAUGUGAUUAAGAAGCAACCGUUAAUAUUAACAUAUUAUAUGGUUAACAUUUCAUUUCAUGAAGCCGGAAAAAAAGCAAGGAGAAGAAAAAACAGAGUUGGUUGGGUGGCAGUUGAAUCUCUCCUCGUUCUGGUUUUGUGAUCUCUGAGGUUGUUGUUGUAGCAUGGCGUACAGGAGAAGGCAAGGUAUAUCCAGGGCUUCCACCUUCAAGGAAGAAUUUCAUCCAUCAUUGGAUGAUGUUAAGGAUUCUGAUCUUGACAAUGCUUCUCCAUCAAUCUUCUCAUCUUCCUCUUCUUCAACAUCAUCUCUCGCUGCUCAAGCCAUCAAAGCUUCUUCUUCUCAUCGUCAACCAUCUCUUUCCUUCGCCUUUUCCCCCUCCGACCAUCAAAGAUCCAAGAGCUUUGAGUCUGAAGGGAAUGACAACUCCAAGGCUGCUGGUUUCUGGGGUGUGAUUGCGCAGAAAGCCAAAUCAAUUCUAGAUGAUGAUAAGCCAGCUCCACAACAUGACAUCAUCAGGCCCCAAACACUCAAAUCGCACUCAUUUAAUACCUUUACAAGUCCUGCAACUCAGAACAACCCUUCACAAUUCAAGCCUGUGUAUGAAUCCCUUGACUGCAACAGAAAAAUGGACAAUCCUAAAUUUCGGAAGGGGUUGGAUGCAAUCACUUCGUCCCUCAAUCAACUAGGUGACACUUUUGAGAAGGCUUUCGAGGAAGGCCGAACAAUGAUGGAGAAUAAGACAGCAGACCUGAGAACUCAAAUUAGGCGAAAAAGUAACUCUGUGGACAUAAACCAAACUUCAGAUAUGAGAAAUCCACUACAAGAAGCAGUCCAGACACAGACUCAAUCUAGCCAUGAAACAAAACUCAAGGCAUCACGCGACGUGGCAAUGGCUACAGCUGCCAAAGCAAAAUUACUUCUUCGCGAGCUAAAAUCUGUUAAAGCAGAUUUGGCAUUUGCCAAAGCCAGGUGUGCUCAACUUGAAGAAGAAAAUAAAAUACUCCGAGACCGAGAGGGCAGUGAAAAGGGACAGAACCGUGAAGAUGAUGAUCUGAUCAGGCAUCAACUGGAGACACUUCUUGCUGAGAAGGCUCGUCUGGCGAGUGAGAAUGAGACAUAUGCUAGGGAAAACCGUUUCUUAAGGGAAAUUGUGGAAUACCAUCAGCUGACUAUGCAGGAUGUGGUGUAUAUAGAUGAGGGCAUGGGAGAAGUCACUGAAGUUUACCCUGCAGAUGCUGCUGGCUUCACACGGUUGUUAUCUGUCUAUCCACGCUCAUCAUCACCACCAUCUCCUGAUGAGGUUCUUCUAGCCCAAACUCCACCGAUGUUGUCAAAAGAAAUAUUUACUGUGCCGGAAGAAGAAGAUUACAAGAGUACAUCAGAUGAUGAGGCUCCUUCAACUGUCUCGGUUUCUCCACAUACAAAAUGAUACCUUUCUUAUUCUUUUCAUGGUUUAGCCUUAGAAGAGGUUCUCUUGUUUUCAGGAAAAGUGCAUGCUUUGGAACUUUUUGUUUUUUUUUUCUAUCUUGUUGCAAAGUGAGGAAGAGUGGGGUAUAUGAAGAGAAAGCCAUAUUUUUUGUGUUGUGUUCCUUUCAUGGUAAGGUUGGUUUGGCAAAUGCCUUUGUAUUGACUGAUCAUAAUUUUUUGGAGCUGGAUGUAUUACGAAUAUGACAAAUUCAAUUAACAUUUUAAAAGUAUUUAAGAAUA
Molecule: messenger RNA, 1750 nt
Organism: Cajanus cajan (pigeon pea)
Lineage: Eukaryota; Viridiplantae; Streptophyta; Magnoliopsida; Fabales; Fabaceae
Product: heat-inducible transcription repressor
Source: RefSeq, a predicted model, not a curated record